AUGAAGGGUCUCCUCGCGGUGCCAUUCGUUCUGAAUUCGCAGCCAACGGCUCUCUACCAAGAGAACAGCCCCAGCCUUGCACUUCUCGCCGCGAAAACUCAUGAAAGAUAUGUAGAUAUCAUGCGUGACGUCGAAAGCCUCAUAGAUGACCACAGAAACCAUCAGAAAAAUGGCACAAGCCACCGUUCGAAGUUGAAGCUUCUAGUUCCUAGCAUUGGGAAUUUCUUUACUCCGCUGCUGUUGGCCGAUGCCUUUAAGUAUCAGGACAAGAUGCGAUUUAUUAGUAGCCGCCGAUUUGUGCCCCCGUCUUUCAAUGAUAUACGGAUCAUCCUCAAUACGGCGCAGAUCAUGGGGCUUCUUCACGACGGCAAGGUUGAACUUAUCACUUUUGAUGGCGACGUGACUCUCUACGACGAUGGAGCAUCGUUGACUGUAGACAACCCUGUAAUUCCAAGGAUAGUCCGCCUCUUGCGCCAUGGCAAAAAGAUCGGCAUUGUGACUGCAGCCGGCUACACGGAUGCACCCAGGUACUACGAGCGUCUACAUGGUCUACUCGACAUUGUUAACGAUUCCCCAGACCUAACUGAGGACCAGAAAAAUAGCCUUAUUGUCAUGGGUGGCGAAAGCAAUUUUCUAUUUAAAUUUGACCACUCUUCUCCUCAUUUACUCUGUCCAGUUGAACGUAGUGAGUGGCUUCUGGAUGAGAUGAAGCUGUGGUCAGAAGAGGAUAUCAAACAGCUUCUUGAUAUUGCUGAAACCGCGCUGCGUGAUUGCAUGACAAACCUAAAUCUUCCCGCCACCAUUAUCCGCAAACCUCGUGCAGUUGGUAUAUCUCCCCUUCAGGGAAAACGCCUACAUCGGGAGCAGCUUGAAGAAACGGUUUUGGUAGCCCAACAAACUGUCGAGCUGUCAGCAGUCGGUCAUCGACUCCCGUUCUGUGCAUUCAAUGGUGGAAACGACGUAUUCAUUGACAUUGGGGAUAAAUCCUGGGGCGUGCUCGCUUGCCAGCGUUACUUUGGAGGGAUAGCUCGGUCCAAAACCCUACAUAUCGGCGACCAGUUCCUUUCGGCUGGAUCUAAUGAUUUCAAGGCUCGACUCGCAUGCACCACCUCUUGGGUUUCUAACCCCGGUGAGACAGUCCAACUGCUUGAUGAGUUAAAUGCGUUGGAGCACGACAUGAAGUGA
This is a messenger RNA of Paracoccidioides brasiliensis Pb18, 1185 nucleotides long. RefSeq names its product IMP 5'-nucleotidase. Gene Ontology annotation, biological process: nicotinamide riboside biosynthetic process; nicotinic acid riboside biosynthetic process; inosine salvage. The transcript is spliced from 4 exons. The record is from RefSeq and is a predicted model, not a curated record. Bases 1 to 1185 code for a protein of 394 amino acids. Gene Ontology annotation, molecular function: magnesium ion binding.